AUGGACCCAUCAGCGAAUUCAGAGAUGAAUGGAGAGAUUAUAGAGAUUAAAGAAGUGACGAAUGAAGAGGUUAUAGAGAUCAAAGAAGAAAAGAAGGAAUUCAAACAAUUUGACAUCGUUGAAGACUACUCGGAUCAGUACUUCACCAAAUCAAAUCUUUCAGGCAAAAAGGGUCACAGCUUCAUCCAUGACACAGGCACUGUGAGGAAGAAAAUCAUGCGGGAAUGGAAAAUCCUCGAGGAAAACUUGCCCGGAUCGAUCUAUGUUCGAGUCUAUGAAGGAAGAAUUGAUCUUUUAAGAGCCACAAUCAUUGGAGCAGCUGGGACUCCCUACCAUGAUGGGCUCUUCUUCUUCGAUUUCCUCUUCCCACCUGAUUACCCUGUUCAACCACCCUCUGUGCAUUACCACUCUUUUGGUCUCCGCAUAAAUCCCAAUUUAUAUGCAGAUGGGACUGUUUGUUUAAGCCUUCUAAAUACUUGGCCUGGCAGGAAACAUGAGAGAUGGAACCCAUCCGAAUCAACAAUUCUACAGGUUCUCCUCUCAAUCCAAGCUCUUGUUCUAAACGAGAAACCUUACUUUAACGAGCCUGGUUACGGAAUCGUGCCUGGAAUCGAUUGGGACAAGAAGUCAUUGACUUAUAGCCAGAACAUAUUCGCCUUGUCUUGCAAGAUAAUGCUGUACGUGCUACGCAGGCCGCCGAGGCAUUUUGAAGACUUGGUUGCAGCACAUUUCCGUGAGCGUGCACACCUUAUUUUAAUGGCUUCUAAGGCUUAUAUGGAUGGUCUGGCAAAUAUUGGCUGUCUUGUGAGAAAUGGAUCUCUCUCUUCUUCUGCUGCUGCUACGGUUACCAAAUCGAAAAAAUUUAAGAUGGUAAUGGACCGGCUUUAUCCAGAGCUCGUGAAGGCGUUUGCUAAGACUGGAGCUUCAGUGGGGAUAUUCGUCGAACAGGUAAGGAAAGAUAUAGAAGAAACCCAGUCAAGACCUCAUACAGUCAAAAAGAAGAAAGAAGGAUUUACUAGGAAGAUUUUCAACAAAGUUAAGAAGAUUUUAGGUUUGUCUAAGGAUACAAACAGCACCACUUCUUCUGCUACGCACAAAAGGACUCCCUGA
This is a messenger RNA of Telopea speciosissima, 1110 nucleotides long. RefSeq names its product putative ubiquitin-conjugating enzyme E2 38. NCBI's taxonomy places the organism in Eukaryota, Viridiplantae, Streptophyta, Magnoliopsida, Proteales, Proteaceae. The record is from RefSeq and is a predicted model, not a curated record. The transcript has a single exon. The coding region runs from base 1 to 1110 and encodes 369 amino acids. Gene Ontology annotation, molecular function: ubiquitin conjugating enzyme activity.